This is a messenger RNA of Varanus komodoensis (Komodo dragon), 2429 nucleotides long. RefSeq names its product RAS guanyl releasing protein 2 (gene RASGRP2). The coding region runs from base 297 to 2105 and encodes 602 amino acids. Gene Ontology annotation, biological process: Ras protein signal transduction; positive regulation of GTPase activity. Gene Ontology annotation, molecular function: calcium ion binding; guanyl-nucleotide exchange factor activity. The transcript has 17 exons. NCBI's taxonomy places the organism in Eukaryota, Metazoa, Chordata, Lepidosauria, Squamata, Varanidae. The record is from RefSeq and is a predicted model, not a curated record. Gene Ontology annotation, cellular component: plasma membrane.
CCUUUCCUGGGCACGCACCUGUGGAAGGGAGCUGGUGGGGGUGCCCGGGGUGCCGCUUCCAGGGCUUUGAAGACCCGCAUCUCUUUUGAAGACAGGAUCUCCCAUGCCCGAUCCUUGAACAGGGGUGUGUUGGUGGAUCCCUUUGGUGUCGGUGGAUCCCUUUGCCCAAGCGCCAUCCCUGAGAACUAGCCGAGAGCCAGGUGGGCACAGCUUCCACUCCCCCACGCAGGGGAAACCGAUCCACCCGGCACAGUCUUGCCACGUCUCGUCUCGAGGGAUAGGAUCAGCGGGGCAAAAUGUCUCAGAGUCUGGACCUUGAAAAGGGGUGCACAGUGGACGAACUUCUGCAUGGCUGCAUUGAAGCUUUUGAUGACGAGGGCAAGGUACACGACCCCCAGCUCGUCCGGAUGUUCCUCAUGAUGCACCCCUGGUACAUCCCGUCCUCGGCGCUGGCUGCCAAGUUGCUUCAAAUUUACCAGGAAACUCACGGCUCUGAAAACAGUUCCCUGCAGGUUAAAACAUGCCACCUGGUCAGGUACUGGAUCUCGGCGUUCCCGGCAGAAUUCGACCUCAACCCGGAGCUGGCGGACCAGAUCAAGGAGCUGAAGGAGCUGCUGGGCCGGGAGGGGCAUCAGCGGCACAGCAGCCUCAUUGACAUCGAGAGCGUUCCGACGUACAAGUGGAAGAGGCAGGUGACCCAGCGCCAGCCCGUCACGCAGAAAAAGCGCAAGACGUCGCUGCUCUUCGACCACUUGGAGUCAGGAGAGCUGGCCGAACAUCUCACGCACCUGGAGUACCGCUCCUUCAGCAAAAUCCUGUUCCAGGAUUAUCACAGUUUCGUCAUGCAUGGCUGCACCGUGGACAACCCCAUCCUGGAGCGCUUCAUCACCCUGUUCAACAGCGUCUCCCAGUGGGUGCAGCUGAUGGUGCUGAGCAAGCCCACCGCCCCGCAGCGCACCCAGGUCAUCACCCGCUUCGUCAUGGUGGCUCAGCGGCUGCUCCAUCUGCAGAACUUCAACACCCUGAUGGCCGUGGUCGGCGGCCUCAGCCACAGCUCCAUCUCCCGCCUCAAGGAGACGCACAGCUUCGUCAGCCCGGAGACCACCAAGGUCUGGGAAUCGCUGCUGGAGCUGCUGUCCUUGGCAGGGAACUACAGCCGCUACCGCCGGUGCUUCGCCGAGUGUGUGGGGUUCAAGUUUCCCAUCCUGGGGGUGCACCUCAAGGACCUGGUCGCCGUCCACGUGGCGCUGCCCGACUGGCUGGACCGUGCCCACACUUGCCUCAACGGGAACAAGAUGCAGCAGCUGUUCAGCAUCCUGAGUGACCUGGCCAUGGUGCAGAGCAUCCGCCCCCCCUUCGAGGCCAACCCCGACCUCCUCAACUUGCUCAUGGUGUCCCUGGACCAGUACCAGACGGAAGAGGAAAUCUACCAGCUGUCCUUGCAGCGGGAGCCCCGAAACAAGUCCACGCCUUCCAGCCCCACGUCCUCCACGCCGCCCCCGCAGCCCGUCGUGAUCGAGGAGUGGGCCUCGGUGCCCAAGCCCAAGCCGGACCAGGCAGUCGUGCGCAAGCACAUCGAGAAGAUGGUCGAGUCUGUCUUCCGAAACUUUGACGUCGAUGGAGAUGGACACAUCUCCCAGGAAGAGUUUAAGAUCAUCCGGAAUAACUUCCCAUACCUGUGCAAAUUUGGCGACCUAGAUGAGAAUCAAGACGGCUGCAUCAGUCGCGAAGAGAUGAUCUCCUACUUCAUGAAGUCCAGCGCGGAGCUCAACGGCAAGAUGGGCUUCAUCCACAGCUUCCACGACACCACGUUCCUGCGGCCCGUGGCUUGCCGGCACUGCAAGGGCCUGAUCUUGGGACUCUACAAGAAGGGGCUAAAAUGCCGGGCGUGCAGUGUGAGCUGCCACAAGCAGUGCCGGGACCUCCUCUCCGUCGAGUGCCGCAAGCGCACCAAGAGCGUCAGCCUGGACGGCCCCGCGGCGCUGCCGGCCCGCUCCUUCAGCUUCUCCCUGCCGCGGCCCGGGCGGUCCUCCCUGAGGCACUCAGAAAUCCAGGAGGAAGAGAUGCAGGCUGUGGAAGAUGGGGUCUUUGAUGUACACCUAUGAGGCCGAUGCGCAGGGCUAGCCUGAAAUUCAGGCACCAGAACCUUUCGUCCCUCCUUGAGCUUUCCCUCUUCAAAUCCUCCACCAUGUUCCAGGGCCUCACAGCGCCUCCCCUCGCGAGCGGAACAUGACUUGCUGGUGGGCAGAGAGACGGUCCCUCCUUCCAGACGCCGCCUUUGCUCCUGCAACUUCCAAGACUUGGGGCGACGUGUUCCCUGGCCGGGCACGAGGGGUGGAGGUUCUCUCUCCGGUGAUGUGUGUAUAUUUGUAUCAAGAACUGGAUUUCGAGGUGUAAUACUCAUUCUAAUAAAAGCAACACACUCUGCC